Lachancea thermotolerans CBS 6340 is the source of this 696-nucleotide messenger RNA. Its product is annotated as KLTH0G12078p. The record is from RefSeq and is a predicted model, not a curated record. Bases 1 to 696 code for a protein of 231 amino acids. Lineage: Eukaryota; Fungi; Ascomycota; Saccharomycetes; Saccharomycetales; Saccharomycetaceae. The transcript has a single exon.
AUGACACUGCAGAAGCCGACGGCCCUUCAAAUAUGGUGUUCGACAAGGGGACCGUCAAGUGGUCCAGACUGCAGCUCAAGGAUCCGGACCCAGAGUUCGGGUGCGAUCCAACACAGCCUGCAAUUGUUUCAUGAACAUGCAGUUACCUCGAGGCCGGCCUUAAGUGGCACUUCCGGGAUCAUUGCAUUUGUGGGCCGGGCAGUCACGUUCAACGGCUCAUUGCGCUUGACAUCUGGGAACAAGACUUUUCUAGCCCGAGACGGCAGAGUGUCCUGGCGGAAGAUUCUGGACUUCUCUGUAUUUGUCCAUUUUGGCGACCACGGCAACAUCCUCGUUGCAAACCCAUCGCUGGGAUAUGGGGAUCCUGGGAACUCGGCGCUGCACUACUCCACAGACCAAGGUAAUUAUUGGAGCCCACCCCAGCUGGGAGACUCUUCCGACGCUUACGACACUGCUCUUGUCACGAGCGGUGAUUCUGGCCCGGCCUUUGAAAUACGUAGUAAAUGCUUGCUAGGCGGUUCUGAACAUUACGUUGUGGUUUUUUCAGAGGUGCUUAACAAAGUAAAGAAACCUGGAAAUAGCUCCGCUCCAACCUCGAAGAAACGCGUGGUGGGCAGCAAAUGCCUCAGGCGCUUGGGAGCUGAGUGGGAGUGCUUGUUGUAUGCAACGGGUCUGUGGGGCCUGCCGAGCUCGUAG